AUGACUGGAUGGAGAUAUCGUUUAUCAAAAAGAAACGGAUAUCAACUUCCUUCGGAUGGUGAGUACGAUUACUACGUUGUCAAAGACAGACCACAAACGCAACGUUCAGCCUUUCCAAAAGUUAAUAAAGACAACGCAUCCAAAUCAGAAAAUUCGAUCAAUAGUAAAAAGCAAAAUUCUCAGCCGCAAAUACAAAAUACAUCACCAAGUGGUAUGAAAUCUAUGUAUCAAAGGAAAAAUAUUGCAAAUGAAAUUCCAUCUUCAGAUAAUCGAGGAAAAAUUAAAACUACGCAGAAUCUUGGCAAUGACAAUGUCAAUUCUGAGCUACGAAAUACAUUUGAAAAUGAUCAAGACGCUUUGAAAUCAAUUGAACGUAUUCAGUCUAAACAUGAUGGAAAAACAAGGGAAGAAAUUCGGGCGGAAAUGAUUAAACAAAGAAGAAAACAGAGAUUGAAUUCGAUCGAAAAAUUCGAACAUAAUGAAAGCGCAAUUCUCUUCGGGCCGAGCGAAAGCGACAAUAAUCUUGAAUUAGAAUGCUUUAAUAGCGUAAUUUCUACCGAAAUCGAGAUUCCUUCCCUUUCAGAAGAUGAUCAAAAAGAUAAUUCAGCCAAAAACACAAUUAAUCCAAAAAAUCAACGAAUUAGAACAGAUAAAGGAAGAUUUGCAGGUAAUUCAAGGAAAUCCAGCAUCAAAAAACCAAAUCAUGAUUUUAAUUCCAAUUCUUCAAAGAAAUAUCCGAUUCGCAAUAAAGGAAAUAACACAAUGCUCGAUUCUAUUGAAGAAAUAGAUCAACAACCCGUGAAACGUUUAGAUUUAGAAAAUAAAAAUUUACCUCAUCCGGUAAAAACUCCUCCUUUUGAGCUAAGUCCUAAAGGAAACUUAAUAGCAAGGAUGAAGAGAUAUAAUGACAGCACAACUCCAGUAAAUAAAGACAAAAGUAUUGAUAGUUUAGAUUCAUAUCAUCUUCAUUCUACAAAUGAACUAAAUAAUGAUGACACAAGCCAUAUAUCAACAACCGCAGAGAAUUCUGUAUCAAAUCGUUCACAUUACACGACUCCAAAAUAUCAACCACAUAAAAUACCAGAUUCUAAGAAGAACUUAGAGAAAAUCGAUCCAAUAGAGAUGGUUAAAACACCUGAUGACAGUAUUCUUGACGAUGAAAUCAUUCAAUUGGCAAAUGAAAUUGAAGAACAACAGAAAACAGAACAACAAACACCAAACAAUGAAUCAAGCCUUAGGAGAUCGAGAUCUAAACCACGAACUACAAAUAAUCAACGUAUAAGAUUAACAUCAAAAGAUCUUCCAAAAGAUUCAAUUGAUGAACUGCUCGAAAGCGUAAAACAAAGCGAAUCCAACUCAAAACAAGAUAACAAGAGUAAGAUUUCAUCAAAAACGAAUGCAUCAAGAAAAUCUAAAAAUCCAUAUUCACAACAAGAUGAUUCUCUAUUUAAUGACAGUUCAUUUGAGAAUUUCAGUUAUCCAAAAGGCAUCCAGAGACAGAAAACCCGUCAAAUGCCAAAGAAUAGUCCAUAUUAUGCAAAUGAUGACGGUUUAAAUAGAGUUAAAUCACGACUUGCAAGUAAAUUUGAUACUUCAACACCUCAAAAUCAAUCAUUCAGUAAAAAUGAACAAAAAGGAAACAAAACUCCAAAAUCAAAUCAAAAAAGUGAAAUAAAUGAAGAAGAUCCAAUGGCUACUCCUGUUGUUGAGACCAAGAAGAAAGCAGAGAACACAACAGAUCCAUUUUCUACUCCUGAAGGUUCAAAUGAUUCAAUUCAAUAUCACAAACCAUCAAAAGAAAAUGAAAAACAAAACCAGUAUAAAAAAGGAAAGAAAAAAGUUGUUUUACCUGAUGAUGGAAACUCUGAUGAAUCAUCACAACAUUUAUUUCCUGAAACAAAACAAGAAAUAAAUCAAAAACAAGUUAAAAAUGAUGAGAAAUCAAAGGAUUUUAAACCAAAAGAAGAAAAUAAACAACAAUCUCAAGAAGAAAAACCAAAGAAAGAUAAAAAACCAAAAGAUGAAAUCAAAGAAGAAAAAGUUCCUUCAGAAGAUAAAAAAUCUGAAAUUUCAUCUCAAGAAAAAGUUAAAAAUUCUUCUAAACAAGAAAAUCCAGAUGAAAAAGUUCCUACCGAAGAUGAAGAACUGAAAAAUGAUAAAAAGUCAAAGGAAAACAAACAACAGUCUCAAGAAGAAAAACCAAAAAAGGACAAGAAAUCUGAUAAAAAAUCAGAGAAAUCUAAAGGUGAAAUCAAAGAAGAAAAAGUUCCUACCGAAGAUAAAAAUUCUUCUAAAGAUGAAAAACUAGAAGAAGUACCUAAUGAAGAAAACAAACCGAAAAAAGAUAAAAAAUCAAAAGAACACAAACAAGAGAAAUUAGAAGAAGAACUAUCUCAAGAAAAAGAAACAGAUAAAGAUGACAAACAGAAAAAGGACAAAAAAUCUGAUAAAAAUUCUUCUAAAGAUGAAAAAUCAGAUGAAACCAAAGAAGAAAAGACAGAAAAUGUUCCAGAAAAACCAAAAGAAAGUGACAAAAACAAAAAAUCUGAUAAAAAGUCUUCAAAAGAAAAAGAGAAACAGAAAAAGGAGAAAAAGUCAAAGAAUGAGUCAGAAAAACAGAAACAAGAUAAAGAAAAAGAACAAGAUGCAAAUUUUAGUAAAACAAAGGAACUUCCAACAAAAAAUGAGAUGAGUUUCAGUUUUGAAUCUCCUGAGGCAGGAAAAGUUUCAAUUCCUUCUUCGCUGAAAGAGAAAGAAGUUCCUCUUUUGAACAUUUCUGAUACUCCAAUCUUUGAUGCACCGCAAUCACAAAGAGUUUUCACCAAAGGAGUUGUUCCUCUUCCUAAACAAGUUUUCCCUUCUCCUGUCCAGAUCAACAGAGAAGAGAAAUCAGAACAAUCUCCACUAACAGCUGAAAAAUCAUUGCCUUCAGAAGACGCAGACAAACAAUCUUCUCCAAAGAAAUUCAACAUCGAAUCAUCAUCUCUUUAUGUCGAAAGUUCUUUACCUCCUGAAGAAAAAGACAAGGAAAAGAUGGAGAAAAAGAAAGACAAAGACAAGAAAGAAAAGAAGAAAGAUAAGAAAGACAAAAACAAAGAUAAAGAAGAAAAAGAAGACAAGAAAGAAAAGAAAGACAAGGAGCCAAAAGAUGAAAACACUGAAGAAAAGAAGGAUAAAAAGGAAAAGAAAGAGAAGAAGAAAGAUAAAAAAGAAAAGAAGAAAGACAAAGAUGACGAAGAAAAAGUUGAAAAAGAAGAAAAGGAGCUAAAGAAUGAUGAAAAAGUUGAAGAAAAGAAAGAUAAAAAGAAAGAUAAAAAGGAGAAGAAAGAUAAGAAAUCCAAAGAAGAUAAAGAUGACAAGAAAGAAAAGAAGAAAGAUAAGAAAGACAAGAAACCCAAAGAAGAAAAAAUCGAUAAUGAAAAUAAAGAUAUUCAAGAUUUAUCUCAACCAGUUGAAGAUAAAGAAUUGAAGAAUCCAGACAAUGAAAAAGAAGCAGGUGAUAAAGAAAAGAAAGAAAAGAAGAAAGAAGAACAGCCAGUUGAAAAGGAAAAGCAAGAAGAAUUCAAACCUUCUGUUGAAGAAGAAAAGAAAGAUAAGAAAUCCAAAGAAGAUAAGGAAGACAAGAAAAAGAAGAAAGAUAAAAAGGAGAAGAAAUCGAAAGAUGUUGAUAAUAAAGAAGAUAAGAUUGAAAAACAAGAAGGAGAUUCGAAGAAAGAAGUCAAAGAUGACGAAACUAAUGAUAAAGAAAAUAAAGAGAAAAAGAAAGACAAGAAAUCGAAGAAAUCUAAAGCUGAAGAAGAAAAGCUAGACAAAAAAGAGAAAAAGAAGGAUCAAAAAUCUGAUGAAAAGAAGGCUGAAAAAGACAAUUCUGAAAAUAAAAUCGAGCAAGAAAUUCCUAACUUAAUAGCUGAAGAUAAAUCAUUAGAAAAUUUGGAUAAGAAAGAAGAAAAAAAGGAAGAUAAUACUCCUAAAGAAUCUGAAAAAGAAGAGAAGAAGAAAGAGAAGAAAGAGAAGAAAGACAAAAAGAAAGAUAAAAAAUCAAAAGAUGAAAAACCUCUUGAUCAAGAAGACAACAAGGAACCAUCUUCAGAAAAGGAUAAAGAAAUUCAAAAAGAAGAUAUCUUUCCAAAAGUUGAAAAAGAUUCUAAAGAAAAGAAAGAGGAUAAAAAGGAAAAGAAACAAAAGAAAGACAAAAAGAAGGAAGAAUCAGAAGAUAAAGAUAUCAAAGAACCAAAAGAAAAUGCAAAAGAAGAGAAACAAGAAAAAGAUUCUUCAAAGACAAAUAUUGUUUUUCCAAUUAUUGCUACAAAAGAAGAGCUAACUGCAGAAAAAGAUCUUCAACUAAACGAAAAUCUUUCAUCAGAAACCAAAGAAUCCCCUAAGGAACAACUUCCUGAAGAAAUACCAGAAUCUUCUAAGAAUGAAGAGGAAAAACAAUCUCCUUCAGAAAAAGAAGAAGAGAAAUCUCCAGAAAUUCCUGCUGAAGAUAAAGAAAACAGACCUUCUGAAGUUGAAAAUCCAACAGAGGAAGAAAAACCAAAAGAAGAAAUUCCUUCAUUAACAGAAGAUAUUAAAGAAGUUGCUCAACAAAUUUCUUCAGAAUCACAACCAGAAAAACAAGAUCAUGAAGAAAAAGAAAUAAAUCCAACCGAAGAAACUUCUAAUCAAGUUGAAAAGUUGGAUGAUGAUAAUCAAAAUCAAGAACCUGUUUCAGUUCAACCAAUUACAGAUUCAAUUAAAAAAGUUGAAGAGAAAAUCGAAAGCAAUGAAAAGCCUUCUGAAAAAGAAGAAGAAUCCAAACCAACAAUUCUUCUUCUAUCAGAUUCGAUCAAAGAUGUUCAAACUAAACUUGAUGAGAAAACACCAACUCCUCCAGUUUCUGACUCUCCUCAAGAUACCAAUGAAGAGAAACAAAAGAGAUCACCAAGGAAAACUAGGAAAUCUAGUUCUGCAAAUUCUGCUUCUGAAGAAAAUUCUUCUCCAGAUGAAAAAGUUGUCUCUGUUCUUCCAAUAGGAGAAACAAUUAAAGAAAAAGCCGCUGAAAUAGCUUCUAAAGAAAAAGAACCCGAAGAGGAAACAGCUAAUGUUGAACCAAAAUCAAAAGAAGAAGAACAAAAGGAUGAUACGAAAGAAGAGAAACAAUCAACACCAGUACUUUCAAUUGCCAAUGUAGUUAAAGAUAAUCUUUCUGAUAUCCAAAAGGAACCAGAAGACGAAAAACAACAGAAGGAAGAAGAAAAGAGUCAACCAAAUAAUGCAUCACCUGAAGAAAAACCAGAAACAAAAGAAAUUCCUCAACUUUCUAUUACAGAAGCAAUCAAAGAAAAUCUUGAAGAAAAACUAGAAGAACCGAAAGAAGAGAAACAAAGUCAAAAAGCCUCACCUAAAGAUGAGAAAAACAUAUCUGUUCCUCUUACUAUUUCCGAUAAUAUUAAAGACAAAAUCAACAAUGAACCAGAAGAAAAUGAAUCAAAGAAUGAUUUAUCAGAUGAUAAAGAAACAAAAGAAAUUCCUCAACUUUCAAUAGAAGAAGCUGCCAGAGCCAAUCUGGAUGAUAAACCUAAUAAAACAACAGAAGAUAAAGAACCGAAAGAAGAAACAAAAGAAAUUCCUCAGCUUUCUAUUUCUGAUUCAAUUAAAUUCAAUCUCGAUGAAAAACCAGAUGAAUCAAAAGAUACAAAAGAAGAAAAAGAGGAAGAAGAAGAGAAACAAACACAAAAAGAAUCUCCUAAAGAAGAUAAAAACAUUGUGGUUCCUCUUUCUAUUUCAGAGGCAAUUAAAGAUAAUCUCAAUGAUAAACAAGAAGAAAUUGAAUCAAAGAAAGAUUCAUCAGAAGAAAAAGAACCAAAAGAAAUUCCUCAACUUUCAAUUGAAGAGGCUGUUAAAAACAAUCUUGAUGAAAAAUCAGACAAACAAACAGAAGAAAAAGAAAAGGAUGAGAAAAAUGAAACACAGAAAGAAUCACCUAAAGAAGAGAAAAACAUUAUUGCUCCACUUUCAAUUUCUGAGGCAAUUAAAGAUAAUCUCAAUGAAAAACAAAUUGAACCGAAAGAGGAAAAGCCAAAUGAAGAGGAAGAACAAAAGAAAGAAAAUGAAGCUCCUCAACUCUCAAUCACCAAUGCUAUCAAAGAACAAAAUAAAGAACAAGAUGAUAACAAACCAAAAGAUGAAGUUCCUGAAGAAAAACCAGAAACUAAGGAAGUUCCUCAACUUUCUAUCACUGAUUCAAUUAAAGAAAAUCUCAAAGAAAAUACAGAAAAGCCAAAAGAAGAAGAAAAGAAAGAUCUACCUGAUGAAAAAGAAACAAAAGAAGUUCCUUCUCUUUCCAUUGCUGAUUCCAUCAAAGAAAAUAUUAACAACAAACCAGAAGAGCCAAAAGAAGUCAGCAAUGAAAAUAAAUCUCCAAGAAAGUCACCAAUUCCAAGUCCAAAAUCUCAACCAGAACAAAACUCAGAGGAAUCAAAGAAAGAUCAACCAGAAGAAAAAGCUCCAACAACUCUUUCUUUAUCUGAUUCAAUCAAAGACAAAAUCAAUUCUCCAAGAGAACCAGAAACAGAAAAACAAGACAAUAAUUCUGGAAGAAAGACAAGAAAAUCAAGUUCUGCUUCUCAACCAGAAGAAAAGCAGCAAUCAGAAGUUGACGAGAAACCAACAGAAAAUAAUGUUGUUAUUCCAUUUUCUUUAACAAAUUCUGUGAAAGAAAACUUGAAUAAAGAUGAAUCAAAACCAGAAGAAGAAAAGAAAGAUUUACAUGAAGAUAACGUUAAAGAUAAAGAUAUUUCGCCUCUUUCUAUCACAGAUGCAGUUAAGAACAGCACAAAUACUCCUCAAGAACCAAAGAAAAAGAAUAACUCUCCAAGAAAGACAAGAAAAUCAAGUGCAGCAUCUCAACCAGAAGAGAAACAACAACAAGAAGAAAAAGAACCAGAAAAGAAAGAAACCGCAGUUGUUGUUCCUGUUUCUUUGACAGAUUCAAUAAAAGACAAACUUAAGAACGAUAAAGAAGUGAAUGAACAACCAAAGGAAACUGAAAAUAAAGAAGAAGAGAAACCAGUUGAAGAACAAAAGAAAUCAGAUGAAAAAGUUGUUGCACCACUUUCUCUCACAGAUUCUAUCAAGAAUAAUUUAGAAAACGAAAAAGAAGAAAAGAAACCAUCACCAAGAAAAGUCGAACCAAUUAAAGAUGAAGGUGAAAAACCAAAAGAAGAAAAAGACAUUACAGUCCCUCUUUCUCUGUCACAAGCUCUUAAAGAUAAUGUUAAACCAGAAGAAAACAAAGAAAAAUCUUCAGCAAUUCCUGAAAAGCCUACACCAGAAAAAGAAGAAAAUAAAGUUGUGCCUUCUCUUUCAAUAACUGAAGCUAUAAAGGAAAACACAGUUAAACCAGAAGAAACUUCAGUGAGAAAAUCAGGAAGAAGGCAAAGAAAAUCAAGCUCAGCAGAUCCUGAAAAGAAAUCAGCACCAACUUCAGCAAGAAACAAACGAAAAUCAAGUUCUGCGGAACAACCUCCUGCAAACAAAGAAGAACAAAAACCAGAAGACAAGGAAACUAAAGAUUCUUCAUUAUCAUUAAAGGACCAAUUAACUAAAUCUCUAAAUCAAAAUGAAGAAAAAACAAAGGAAAAGGAUUUACAAUUGGAAAACAAUAAAGAUGAAGAUAAGAAAGACAAUAAAGCUGCUGUUGCUGCAGCUGUUGCAGCAGGAGUAGUUGGAGCUGCUGGUAUUGCAGGAGCUGCAACUCUUCUUCACGAAAAGAAUAAAGAAAAAGAAGAGAUUCCUUCAGAAAAAGAAAUCAAAGAGGAUAAACUAAACGAAUCCAAUCCAGAAAAUGAAAAACCAAUUGAAGACAAUAAAGAAACAGAAAAUGUUGAUAAGGACGAACCGAAAGAAGAAAAAGAAACUCCGAAGGUUGAAGAAACUCAUGAUGAAGUCAAUGAAAAAGAGGUAAAACUGGAUGAAGCUAAAGAUGAUUCACAUGAAGAAGAAAAUAAACAGACCAAACAAGCUGAUCUGACUCCAACUGAGGAAGAAGAAAGCAAAGAAAAGGAAUCGAAACAAGACGAAGAACCAAAAGAAGAAGAGAAGAAAGGAAAAGUUGCUGUUGCUGUAGCAGCUGGUGUUGUUGGCGCUGCUGCAGUAGCAGGAACUGCAGCUCUUCUUCAUGAAAAGAACGAAGAAAAAGAUGAGAAUCCAGCAGAUUCCCAAAAUGACAUCAAACCUACAAAUGAUCAAAAUGAAGAAGAAAUGCCACAAGCAAUUGAUGAAAACAAAAAGAUCCAAGAGCCUCAGGUAGAAAAGAAAGAACCAGAUCAACAAGAAAAAGCUUUCCACGUUGAAGACCAGUCAAAUCAACAAAAUGAAGACGAAAAACAAGAUGAAGAUCAUCCUGAAGAAGUAAAUGAACAAGAUAAAGCUUUCAAUAUCGAAGAAAAUAAUGAAGCAACACCAAAAGAGGAAGAAAAACCAGAUAAUAAACAUCGGGAAGAAGUAAAUCAUCAAGAAAAUGAAAAUCAUCCUGAAGAACCAGAUCAACAAGAUAAAGCUUUCAAUAUCGAGGAAAAUAAUGAAGCAACACCAAAUGAUCUCGCUCCGGAAGAAGAAAAUCAGCAAGAAAGCAAAGAAAUACAAAAUAUUUCGCAAGAAAAUGAAGAACAACCAGAAGGAAAAGAUGAAUCGAAGAAAUCUGAAGAAACUAAAGCUGACAAUCAAGAUGAAAAUGAUAAAGAAAUAAAACAAGAUGAAACUCAAGAAGAAAAUAAAGCUAAACAAGAUGAAGAGAUAAAACCUCAGGAAGAAGAAGAGAUCAAAGAAAAGGAAUUAAAACAAGAAGACAAAUCAAAGGGUGAAGAUAAGAAUAAGAAAGGAAAAGUUGCAGUUGCAGCAGGAGUUGUCGGAGCAGCUGCUGUAGCCGGAACUGCCGCAUAUCUUCAUGAAAAGAAUAAAGAAAAUGAAGAGAAUCCAGCAGACAAAGAAGAGGAAAACAAAAACGAUUCAUCGAAUGAAAUCAAAUCUUCAAAUGAACAAAACAAAGAUCUAACUAAUAAAACAGACGAGCAAGAGCCUCAACAAGAAAAGGAAGAAACAAAUCAACAAAAGGAAAUUGAAGAACUUCCGAAAGAUAAAGUUGAUUCAAAUCCAUCAGAAAAUGAAGUUGAUGAUAAAAAGGAAACUCAACCGAAGGAAGAAGUUGCAGUAUCCCAGCCAGAUAAAAAGAAAGAGGACAUCAAAGUAGAUCCAACUGCACAUUCUGAAGAACAAAAAGCUGAAGAAGAAUCUAAACCAGAUAUCAACAAUCAAUUAGAAAAUGCUGAAGAGCAAGUUCAAAGCAAAGAACUUCCUGAACAACCAGAAAAAGAAGUUCAAGAAACUCCAAAAGACGAAGAAUCAAAACCAGGUUUCAGCAAUCAAGAGCAGAGUCAGGAACUUCCUGAAGAUAAAACAGAUACAAAUCAACCAGAAAAUGAAGUUCCAGAAACUCCAAAAGAAGAUGAAAAAGCCGAAACUCCUUCAACUAUUCCAGAAAAUAAAGAGAAUGACAUUACUCCAUUGGAAAAAGAAAAUUCUAAAGAAGAAGAUGAAAAGAAAGAAAAAGAAAUCGAUCAACAUCCAGAAGAAGAACAUGAGAAAGAAAAGGAACCUGAAGAAGAAGAAGAUUCCAAAGACGAAGAAAAGAAAAAGAAAGGAAAAAUUGCUGCAAUUGCAGCUGCAGGAGUUGUUGGAGCAACUGGAGUUGCUGGUGCUGCUGUUUAUCUUCAUGAAAAGAACAAGAAAGAUGGAGAAAAUCAAGAAGGAAAAGAAGAAAUUCCUGAAGACCAAACCAAUGACUCCAGGGAGCCAACACCUCUACAAGACAAUGUUGAUGAAAAGAAUGAAUCAAUUCCUUCAGAAAAUCAAAAAGACGAAAAUCAAGAAAUAAAUUCUCCAAAUCAAGAAAAAGAAGUAACACAACAAGAAGAAAACAAAGAUAGUACGGAUGAAACACCAAAUCAGGUACAAGAACAAUCUCCUGAAGAGCAUCAUGAAGAUAAUGAACAGAAACAAGAAACUCCUAACAAUGAAGACGAAAAGAAUGAAGAUGUUCCAAUUGAAUCCGAACCUCCAACUAAAUCAAAUGAAGAAGUUUCAAAAGAUGAAACAGAAUUACAAGAAAAUAACAAUGAUGCUCACUCAAAAGAAGAAGGCCAAACACAAGAUGAAGAGGCAAAACAAGAAAUUCCUGAACAGAAAGAUAACUCCAAAGCGGAAGAAACUCCAAAUGAAACAAAAGAGGAUCUUGAACAAAGAGAAUUGCCUCAGAAAGAAGAAGUAACUCAACCAGAAGAAAAUAAUGAAAAGAUUCCACAAUCUAUGGAGGAAGAUACAAAUGAACAAAAACCUGAUGAGGAAAAGAACAAAGUAACUCUCAAUAAAGAAGAAGAGGAAACACCUGAAACCAAAGAUCUUGAAGUACCAGAAGAGAAACCAGAUCUUCAAGAUACAGAAAAGAAAGCUGAAGAAGAGAAACAAGAAUUAAAUAAAGAAGAGGAAGAAAAACAUAAACCUGUUUCCGAAGAUAAGAAAGAAAUUCCAAAUGAGGAAGAAGAGAAGAAAGAAAUUCCAACUGAACAGGAACAACCUCACAAAGAAGAGGUAGAAAUAAAUGAUGAAAAAUCAACAGAAAUUCCUGUCAUUACAAACGUUGAGCAACCAAACGAAAAACAUCAAGAAGAGGAAGAAAAGAAAGAAGAUAACGUUCAACCAAAUCAAGAAGAAGCUAAUGAAGAAAAUGUCAAAGAGAAAGACUUUGUUCAACCUCAACAAAAUGUUCAACCAAUUGAAGAAAAGAAAGAAACACCAAUCGAAAAGGCAGAAGUUCCUCAAGAAGUUCAAAAAGAUGAAGUCAAAGAAAUACAGAAUCAAGAAACAACAGAUAUUCCUCCUGAGAGUACUAAACAAAAAGAUGAUGAUGAAGAAGAAAAGAAUGAAACCAAUGAGGCAGAAGAAACAAACAAAGAUGAAGAGAAACCAAAAGAUAAUCUUGUAAAAGACGAAGAAGAGCAAAAGCAAGAUACAACCGAGGAGGAAGAAAAGAAAGAGGAAACUCCUAAAGAAGAAUCAAAUCAGAAAGAGGAAAUCAUUCCUGAACAACCAGCAGAAUUAAAUCAGGCUGAAGUUAAAGAAGAAUCACUAGAAGAAAAGAAAGAAGAGCUUGAGCAAAUUCCUGAAGUUCAAAAAGAAGAAAAAUCUUUAACUCCUGAUGAGAAAAUUAAAGAGCCAAAAGUUAUUGAGAAACCCGAAGAAAAAAUUGAGGAAGAAGAAACCAAAGAAGCAAAUGAAGAAGAAGAAAAGAAAGAAGAACUUUCCAAGGAUGAUGAAGAUAAGAAAGAUGAAACUCCUAAAGGAGUCGCAGUUAUUCCAGUAGUGCCUCAGAAAGAAGAACAAAAGCCAUCACCAGAGAAAGAAGAACCUGCAAAGGAAGAAGAAGAAAAGAAAGAAGAACCAGUUAAGGAAGAAGAAGAAAAGAAAGAAGAACCAGUUAAGGAAGAAGAAGAAAAGAAAGAAGAACCAGUUAAGGAAGAAGAAGAAAAGAAAGAUGGCGAAGUAAUUCCAAAUGAAUCAAAUGAAGAAAUUAAGGAUGAAGAACAUCUAAAAGAAGAGAAACAAGAUCCAAAGGAGGAAGAAGAAGUUAAAGAGAAAACGAAUGAAGAGGAAGAAGUAAAAGAUUCAACACAAGAAACUCAGCAAACACUUCCUAACGAAGAAGGUAAAGAAGAACCAAAAGAAGAGGAGGAAAAGAAAGAAGAUGUCGCUGUUAUUCCAAAUGAACCUCCAAAGGAAGAGAAACAAGAACCAAAAGAGGAAGAAGAAAAGAAAGAAGUUAAAGAAACUCCAGCAGAACCCCAGAAAGAAAAAGAUCUCCAGCUAAAGGAGGAAGAAGAGAAAAACGAAUUACCAGAAGAAGAAGUUAAGAAAGAACCUACUUCUGAAGAAGAGGAAAAGAAAGAAGUAUCUGCUGUUCAGCAAGAAGAAAAUCAAGAAAAAACUCUAAUAGAAGAACAAGAACCUCAAAAUAAAGGAAAUGACGAAACUCCCAAAGUAGUAGAGGAAGAAAAGAAAGAAGCAGAAAUAAUUCCUGCAGUUUCUCCAAAGGAAGAAGAAGAAAAGAAGGAACAAGCAAAGCACGAAGAGGAGGAAGAAAAGAAAGAAACAGAGCCUCUGAAAGAAGAACCAAAGCAAGAAAACAUGGAGGAGGAAGAAAAGAAAGAGGAAGAGAAAAAUACUCAGCCUAUUGAAGAAACUCCAAUGCAGCAAGAAAAUCAACAAAACACGUCUAAAGAAGAAGAGGAAAAACAAGAACUUCAGAAAGAAGAUGAAGCGCAAAAGGAGGAAGAAGAGAAAAAGGAAAUUCCAAAGGAAGAAGAGGAAGAAAAGAAAGAAAAUGAGAAAAAGGCCGCUGCUGUAGUAAUUAUACCAGAACAAAGAAAAGAAGAGGAGAAAAAUCUUCAUCAAGAAGAAGAAGAUAAGAAAGAAAUACCUGUUGAGGAAGAAGAGAAACAAGAAGUUGUUACUUCCGUACCUCAAACUAAGGAUAAGAAACAAGCGCCAACUGAAGAGAAAGAAAAGAAAGAAGAUUUGCCAAAAGAGGAAGAAGAAAAGAAUGAAAUUCCUAAUGAAGAGGAAGAAAAGAAAGAAGUUCCAAAGGAAGAAGAAGAGGAUAACAAGCAGGAGCCAAAUACUCCAGAGCCAGAAAAAGAUGAAAAGAAAGAUACACAAGAGGAAGAAGGAGAGAAGAAAGAAAUUCAUCACGAAGAGGAAGAAGAAAAAGCAAAAGAGAUUGCAGUUAUUCCACCUGAACCGCAAAUCGAGGAAAAGAAAGAACUUCCAAUUGAGGAAGAAGAAAAGAAAGAGACUCUGAUUGAAGAAGAGGAAAAACAGGAGAAAGUCAUAGAAACUCCACAAGAGGAGGAAGAGAAAAAGGAAAUUCCUACGGAAGAAGAAGAGAAGAAAGAAACAAUUCUUAUUCCAAUCCUACCUCAAAAAGAAGAAGGGCUUCCGAAUGAAGAAGAAGAUAAACAAGAAGAAGUCAAAGAAACUCCAAAAGAGGAAGAACAAAAAGAACCUUCUAAAGAAGAAGAAAAUAAACUAGAAUCACCCGCUGCUCCAGAACCUCAAAAGGAAGAACAACUAAAAGCUGAAGAAGAAGAAAAGAAGGAAAUUCCUACCGAAAAGGAAGAGAAGAAAGAAGCAAUCAUUCCAAAUCGAAAAGAAGAAAAUAAAGAAACACCAAAAGAGGAAGAAGAGAAACUAGAAGAAACAGCAACGACUGAACCUCAAAAGGAAGAAGAAAAUGCUCCAAUAGAAGAAGAAGAGAAGAAAGAAUCUCAAAAAGAAGAGGAGAAAGCUCCAACAGAGGAAAAAGAAAAGAAGGAAACCCCCAAAGAAGAAGAGGAAAAACCAGAGGCAGUCGUAACUCCUGAACCUCAAAAGGAUGAAGAAAAGAUUCCAACUGAAGAAGAAGAAAAGAAAGAAGUGAUUGUAACUUCUGAACCUCCAAAAGAAAAAGAACUAAAAGUUGAAGAGGAAGAAGAAAAGAAAGAAACACCAAAAGCCGAAGAGGAAGAAGAAAAGAAAGAAACACCAAAAGCAGAAGAGGAAGAAGAAAAGAAAGAACCUCAGGAAGAGGAAGAAAAGAAAGAAACACCAAAAGCCGAAGAGGAAGAAGAAAAGAAAGAACCUCAGAAAGAAGAAGAAAAGAAACCUGAGGCAGUUGUUGCUUCAGAGCCUCCAAAAGAAAAAGAUCUGAAAGCAGAAGAGGAAGAAGAAAAGAAAGAAACACCAAAAGCCGAAGAGGAAGAAGAAAAGAAAGAAACACCAAAAGCAGAAGAGGAAGAAGAAAAGAAAGAACCUCAGGAAGAGGAAGAAAAGAAAGAAACACCAAAAGCCGAAGAGGAAGAAAAGAAACCUGAGGCAGUCGUUGCUUCAGAACCUCCAAAAGAAAAAGAAUUUAAAGCAGAAGAGGAAGAAGAAAAGAAGGAAACAGUUGCUCCUCCGAAAGAAAAACCUCCAAUGAAACGUCCUCGUCCACUUGUUCGCACAAACUCAAACAAGUCUCACUCUUCCCUGCCUCCACUUUCUCCAAGAUCAGAAGCGAUGCAGACACAAGAAGAGGAAGAAGAACGUCCACGUAUCAACAAGAAUCUUCCUCUUCUCUCUCAGUUGGCAUCAUCAAGGUCUCAAAGAUCUUCAAGGGGAGCGAUGCCUUCUCACCAUGUUACUUUCAAGCCAAGAGAUUACGACAAGAACAUUGUUCGUCCAACAGAUACUCUUGUUAUGGGAAGUAACACUCUGAGAUCUUUGUAUCUCGGAAGUAAGAAGGUUGGCAACGGAGAAGAGACUAACUUUGCUCCGAACCAUAACACUACUGAUGCUUACCAAGAAAUGCAAAAUAAGGAAUUGCAGAAAAACAAACCAAAGCAUUUGUCAUUUGCUUCACUACAACAGUUAUCUCAUAUGGACACUGUUGUUAAAACUGCAAUGCAGCCAGAAUCAAGACCUGUAUCAAGGACAAAUCAGAAUGAUGACAUUCAGCAAAUUCAGAAAAAGCCUACAGGUCACAGAACACAGGUUAGAAAUAUUGAUUGA
Molecule: messenger RNA, 14622 nt
Organism: Trichomonas vaginalis G3
Lineage: Eukaryota; Parabasalia; Trichomonadida; Trichomonadidae
Exons: 1
Coding region: 1-14622 (4873 amino acids)
Source: RefSeq, a predicted model, not a curated record